Molecule: messenger RNA, 2088 nt
Organism: Macrosiphum euphorbiae (potato aphid)
Lineage: Eukaryota; Metazoa; Arthropoda; Insecta; Hemiptera; Aphididae
Source: the annotation of a GenBank genome assembly
AUGUUUGCUUCAAUGUUUAAAUCACUUCUUAAUAAAUCAGUUAUUGAUGCCAAGAAGGAAACGAUUGCGAUUGCGGUGGAAGAUGAAACUGUUAUAAUUACUAGAAAAGAUGUUGAAGACAUGCUAACUGAAUUGGAUGAGAUCAAAGAUAAUGAUGAUAAUUGUUCCGGGACAAAAGAUGUUACAGAUGCUAUUGAGUCAUUGUCUAUCUCUGAUUACCAUCCAGAAUAUUUAAAUGAUAGUGCUUCAGUUGACAAUUUUGACGACACUAAAAGUGAAGUGAGCUCUAUUGGAGAAAACCAACUAGCAGUUACUACAGUUGAGGAUCCCGAUAUAAAAAAAACUUUGAACCAAAUUAAUAGUCUACAGUGUUUAUUUACGUGGAAGAUAAAAUCAAAGAGAAAGAAAGAUUUAAUUUUAUACAUACGGAAUAAAUAUGGAGAAUACAAUUUAAAUAUAACUUCAACUGAAUUUACAUUAGAAAGGUUUAUAGGUAACAUAAUUAUUGGCUAUGAACUAUUUCAUAAUGGUGAGACUGAAUUAGCCCAAAUGAAAAUAUUGGAAAUUGGGACAUGGCUUGAAGAUUUAGAUAAAGGUGUUGAUGAGUUUUAUUUAUCAAUUAAAAGUGGUCUUCAACAUGUUAUGAAGGCAACUUUCAUUCAUAUGUUAUUUGCUACUAAUCUUACUGGAGAAUGUAAAUGGUUAUUGGAUGAUAUUGAAUCAUUUGUUAACAUGGAUUCUAAAUCAAGAGCAUCUGUACAUGCAAUACGUGCAGCUGUCUUAAUUGAAUACGGUGGAAAUCCAAUCUACUUAAAAAAAGCUUGUGAUGUGGCAAAGAAAGCAUGUGAUUUAGAUCCUAAAACUUCUCAUUGGUUUUAUAUUCAUUCACUUGCAUUGACAGCUCAAAGAAAAUUCUUACUGUCACAUACAUCAAGUCCAACUGAAAAUGAAAUGAACACAAUUCAUCAAGCAAUUAUUUUGUCUAAUGGAAAAAAUGCUCUUUUCAAUUACCAUAACAUGGUUCUAUAUAGAGAUACUACAGUUGGAUAUUUUCAUAAUUAUAAAAAUAAAAAUGAUAAGUCUUUGCUUAAAAAAAAUCUACAUAAAAACAAAAAAAUUGUUCAUAUGAUCAAAACUAUAAUAGACAUGGAUCCAAAAGACCCUCACUUGGUAGUUAAGUGUGCUAGAACCUUAAUGACACUUCCAAUUAUGGUCCGUGAUUUUAAUUUGGGAAAACAAUAUUUGACAAAAGCUUUUGAAAUGGCACCAAAUGAUGCCACUGUUUUACAAGCAAUUGAAAACACAGUUCAAGCUUAUAAAGAUGUUUCAAAACGAAAACAACAACCGGCGAAAAAUAAAACAUCAGAAUUAGGAACGGAUAUAGGACUUAUAGUGAAAAAACUAAGAAAUGGAGAAGAUCCUCUUUGUUCUUACACUAUAUUAUUCAAAAAAAACCUAAGAUCUGGUGUUGAACAGUUUAUUAAGUUGAUUGAACAAUCAGAAAUUGUCAGUAAAGAUGUAAUUACAAAACAUGUUUCAGCAUUUGGUUCAAAGACAUUUAGUUUACCAGAGCUUAUUUGUAACGAAAUCAGAUUGAUUACAAAUUUAAGUGGCACUUCUUCUGAUAUGCUCUAUUAUUUUAAAAUGUUAACUAAAAUCAUAGAGACAUAUAAUGAGACCGUUGAUAAAGUUAAGCCAAAAAAAAAUCGUAAAGCUAAGCACUUGCAAAAUACAGGUCCUAAAAUAUUUACACAGACUGUUAAAUUGAACAAAGCAGCAAAAACUAUAAAUACAAACUCCAAAAAUAACAAAAAUGCUCCAGAAAAAGCACAAAAUAAAAAACCACAGCCAAAAGCAAAUGAUGUUAAUAAAAUGAAAGUUAAAAUGGAAAAAGUUUUAAAUUCUUCCAAUGGAGAAGGGGUCAACAUUUCCAAUAAAUCAAAGAAUUCGCCUAUGGAUAGUCAUUUAGAAAUUCCACCAAGAAUACAGCAUUAUACCCAGCAAUUAUAUCAAAACAUUUUAGCCAACACGCAGAUCAUCAAUGCAAUCGAAUCCAUUUCAGAACUCAUAUACGCCACCAUUACUUAG